AGAAGGGGGACGGUCACGUGUGCCGCCGGCGGCGCGACUAGGCUCCAGGUGCUCGCGGCCGCGGGCUCCCGGGACCGCGGUCCCUGCCCCUCGCCGGCGCCGCAGCCAGGUACUCUGCUGUCAGAUACGCCCUCGCCAGGUGGCCCUGGACGCGCCAGGCUGGGGUCGCCUCUCAGCGCCCCGCGGGGCCCAUGGAUGACGAGACAGCAGAGGAGCAGGGGGGGCCCGCGCCCCCGCAGGGUGCACCUGCCGGCUCAACUGGCGCUCCUGCCCUCGGGGGGCGGAGGGAACCCAAGAAGUAUGCAGUGACCGAUGACUACCAGUUGUCCAAGCAGGUGCUGGGCCUGGGUGUGAACGGCAAGGUGCUGGAGUGCUUCCACAGGCGUACUGGGCAGAAGUGUGCCCUGAAGCUCCUGUAUGACAGCCCCAAGGCCCGGCAGGAGGUGGACCACCACUGGCAGGCCUCAGGAGGCCCCCACAUUGUGCGCAUCCUGGACGUGUAUGAGAACAUGCAUCACAGCAAGCGCUGUCUCCUCAUCGUCAUGGAAUGCAUGGAAGGUGGUGAGCUUUUCAGCCGGAUUCAGGAACGUGGCGACCAGGCUUUCACUGAGAGAGAAGCUGCAGGAAUCAUGCGGGAUAUUGGCACUGCCAUCCAGUUCCUGCACAGCCAGAACAUCGCCCACCGAGAUGUCAAGCCUGAAAACCUGCUCUACACGUCCAAGGAGAAAGAUGCAGUACUCAAACUCACUGACUUUGGCUUUGCCAAGGAGACCACUCAAAAUGCCCUGCAGACACCCUGCUACACUCCCUAUUAUGUGGCUCCUGAGGUCUUGGGUCCAGAGAAGUAUGACAAGUCGUGUGACAUGUGGUCCCUGGGCGUCAUCAUGUACAUUCUCCUGUGUGGCUUCCCACCCUUCUACUCCAACACGGGCCAGGCCAUCUCCCCAGGGAUGAAGAGGAGGAUCCGCUUGGGCCAGUAUGGCUUCCCCAAUCCUGAAUGGUCAGAGGUUUCUGAGGAUGCUAAGCAGCUGAUCCGCCUCCUGCUGAAGACAGACCCCACAGAGAGGCUGACCAUCACACAGUUCAUGAACCAUCCCUGGAUCAAUCAAUCGAUGGUGGUGCCACAGACCCCGCUUCACACGGCCCGGGUGCUGCAGGAGGAUAGAGACCACUGGGAUGAGGUCAAGGAGGAGAUGACCAGUGCCCUGGCAACCAUGCGUGUGGACUAUGACCAGGUGCAGAUCAAGGACCUGAAGACCUCUAACAAUCGACUGCUCAACAAGCGGAGAAAGAAGCAAGCAGGCAGCUCCUCAGCCUCACAGGGGUGCAACAACCAGUAGCUCACGGGGCCUUGGAUGAGCUGGGCCUCUCGGUGUGGGGCACAGACCAGAGUGUGCUGAGGCCCUGACCCAGAGGGCCUGAGGUCAUUAUUUUUAACAAAAGGAUCAUUUUUGUUGUGUUUUAAUUUGUCACUUAGAACAUCAGGAUGGGAGACUGUGACUCCAAACCUCACUAGAGAGGGCCCAGAGCUCGGGAGUUAGGGAGCCACCUGCCACAGCUGUAACGCCUCUGGCCAGAGCAGCCCUAGUGAGACAGAGGUCUGUCCUGCGCUGGGGCAUGGCCUUAGACUUCUAGGCUACUGGGGGUUGUGGUGGGCUUCCCUCCUCCUAUGGAGACACCCCUCUGUGGGGUGGGCAGAUGGGCCUGGCCUUGGGAAAGGCAUCUGGCCAUUGGUUGCCAUGGUGACCAGGGACCGAGUUGCUGUCUGUGAAUGCUGAGUAAGAGAGCAAGGGAGGGAGAAGGGGCAAUUGAGGGUCUACCUCUGUUUCCUUGGAGAGGCUUAUCUCCCUCACACUACUUGCCCUUCUCAGGAUUCCUCCCUUUGGUCUCCUUAAGGCCACAGGGGCAGUCUGCCUGCCUCGCUGGGGCAUCCAGCCCUAUCUUGCUGCAACCCCAUCCCACAGGGCCCUUGGAGCUCGCUCUCUGCAGAGUCCCUGGGCCUAGUUUUCCUGUUACUAACCCUUACGCAAAGAGUGGCCUCUCAUCUCAGGGAAGGGUGGGAGGUAUUUUUAACCCUUUUCUACUUUGGAAACUGACCCUGUGACAAAAGCUGGUACAGUUCUCCUGCCCUCACUCGCUCACCAGAUCCCAGACAAGAAAGCUUCUCUCUGUAAUGGUUCAUCCUCCACCUUGUCCUGGUUGAUAGCAGGGACUGUCUCCUGGUGUACUUUUGUGAGAGUGGAUGGCUGAGGACAAGACCAAGAGGCUUCCCGUUAAUCAGGGGUCUCUUUCUAUACUCUGGGUCAGACCUGAGGCAGUGGAGGGCUGCUGAGUGAUGCUUAGAAGGUCUGGUUCUGGGUCCUGGCUUCGGCCUGAGCGGGAAAAGAGAGGAUCCCUUCCUUGCUGGCCCAGACUUACCCAGGCCCACCCUGCCCGGUGUAGCCUCAGGGUUCUUAGUGCCUGAUAGGGGCCUGACAAGUGCCUGAUUCACAGCCUGGUUCCUGACCCUCUCUCACUGGCUGGGAAGCCCUAGACCACAUCAGGUAGGAAAACACCACUGGGGUUUACAUCUAGAUAUUAAUAAACACCAUUUUGGGAUUUUC
Messenger RNA from Hyaena hyaena (striped hyena), 2603 nucleotides. RefSeq names its product MAPK activated protein kinase 3 (gene MAPKAPK3). The coding region runs from base 192 to 1340 and encodes 382 amino acids. Lineage: Eukaryota; Metazoa; Chordata; Mammalia; Carnivora; Hyaenidae. Gene Ontology annotation, cellular component: cytoplasm; nucleus. The record is from RefSeq and is a predicted model, not a curated record. Gene Ontology annotation, biological process: response to cytokine; intracellular signal transduction; protein autophosphorylation. The transcript is spliced from 11 exons. Gene Ontology annotation, molecular function: calcium/calmodulin-dependent protein kinase activity; calmodulin binding; mitogen-activated protein kinase binding.